Molecule: messenger RNA, 3144 nt
Organism: Bombina bombina (fire-bellied toad)
Lineage: Eukaryota; Metazoa; Chordata; Amphibia; Anura; Bombinatoridae
Gene: RASSF6
Product: Ras association domain family member 6
Exons: 11
Coding region: 212-1225 (337 amino acids)
Biological process (GO): signal transduction
Source: RefSeq, a predicted model, not a curated record
GGCACUAAGGAGUGGCUUACAUUUUCAGCAAUUCAGUGCCUAAAGAAGUAAUAAUUAACUUCUUCCUUUGUCUUGUAGAAGUAAUCCAGGUACACUGUCAGGUCAUUCGGACACUGUCAUGUUGACUCGGCUGCUCUAUGAAGCACAGGAUCAAAUGCCUUUCAUCAUUCCUAUGAGAACAAAGCGUUGCAGCUGACCUGGACUGAUAAAUAUGGCAAAUAAUUCUCACCAACCAUCUUGGGUUUUUAUUAAUGAAAAAAAGUAUAUUACAAGGAGCCAACUUGAUGCUCUGCUGAAAACAUAUAACUGUUAUUAUAAGACUCAAGAGAACUUACAGAUGUCAUAUUGCCAAGCAGAAAAUGGACAAAUUAUUGUUUCUGGGCUUAUAGAUAUUCUUUGGGGUGUUCAACGACCCAUACGAUUCAAAAUGCAAGAUGAAAAAUGUAUCUCCACAGAAUCAAUACAGCUGCCUGAAGUUAUUGGAUCAUCGAUUGCAAAAAGUGGAAUGAUGCGCUGGGGAGAAUUUGAUGAUCUUUACCGUAUAAGUGAGGAGACAACAAAGAUCUCAGAUGAUGAAGCAGAAGAUAAGAAUGGCUAUUCGCCUUACGACAGCAGUACGCUCAGGCCUAAACUGACAAAUGAUCCUGAUUCACCGUCACUGUACCGAACUAUGAGUGAUGCAGCAUUGGUGAAAAAAAGAAUUAGACCACAGGCUCCUGGUAGAGCAAAUGUACCGCAGCACAGAUUUUCUAUCAAUGGACAUUUCUACAACUAUCAGACAUCAAUAUUUACUCCAGCAUUUGGAUCGGAAACAAAAGUUAUGAUAGACAGCAAUAUGAAAACAGAACAAGUAAUCGAGCAGUUGUUGCGGAAGUUUAUGAUUGAGACCAGUCCAAGUGAGUUUGCACUAUAUAUUAUACAUGCUUCAGGAGAAAAGAAAAAACUGAAAAACAGUGACUGUCCUCUCUGGGAAAGGCUGUUACAAGGUCCUUCAGGACAUAUAGCAAGGAUGUACCUCAUGGACAAAGAAGUAGAGGAAAUAAGCAGUGAUGUAGCACAGUAUAUAAAAUUUAAUCUUCCCCUACUGGAAUCUAUCUUGAAAAAGUUAAACGAUGAAGAAGAAAUGGAGAUUAAAAGGACAAUUAACAAGUAUUUGAAAGAAAAAGUCCAAAUACAACACUACCUUAACAGCAAAAUUAUAAAAAAGACAGAAACUACCGUAUAACAAUUUGCUUUCUUGAAGAAAGGAACUGGAAUGGUGUUGCAUAUUGACAAUGAAAAUAGUAGAUACUACUAAAUAUAGUUUGUGCUACUGUUGAAGAUAUAUUGGAUUAUGGAGCAAUACAUCUUAAAGAGAUUCAAGAAGACAUGUCUAGAAAUGUUAAACUAAAAUUAAACAUUUGAUAUGUUGAAGUUUAGAUGGAGGAUGUUGCCAGAAAACCACUUCACUGUAUAGCAGACCAGACUUGUGAAUUGGAUCACCAGGAGGACUCCAAUUUUCUCAAGCACCAAGAUCCUGAAAGAAAAUCUUCACAUAAUCAUAUAUCAAUCCUACAUGUUUGUAAAGUCUAAGUCCAAACUCUUUUUUGAAUUGGGCAGAUGUUUACUAAAUCCAACAUUGCUUCGGAUUCUAAAUUUAAAAAAAGAAUUAUAAACAUGUGAGAUUCCUUCACUAACAUUUGAGGAAUUAGUAUAUAAUAUUGGUGAAUUUGCAUUUGUCCGCACUCCAUGACUUAAAGCAAUGUUAAUUUAUAUUUUUUGUUUAAUCAAUUCAUAUUUUAAUUUCUCAGUUUGUUGUGGAGACUUUUGUUAUACAUAUCAUCAUACACUUCAAGAGUUGUCACUCUCACAUGUAAAUAAAACAUAUAAGUGUAUUGCACACGUAUUGUGCAAGAAAAGCCGUAUUCCUGAACACUAAAGAUCUCCAUGUAAUAACAAAUAUGACAGCAGAACGUCAAAAACCAAGUACUGUGGUCCAAGUUGUGUUCAAAUUUAGUAGACCUUAAAAUAUUGAUAUUCAAAUUAUUUUUUUUCAAGCAGGAAACUGUUUGGAUAGGAAAAAGUCAUUUUACAACUUUCAGGACAUUCAAUUUCAUGAUAAUGCAUCGGUUUUCCAAGACGGUAAUUUUUUUUAUUUCUGAAGACCUUUUAUAUGAUAUUAGUUAAAGGGACACUGAAUCCAUUUUUUUUUCUUUUGUGAUUCAGAUAGAGCAUGCAUUUUUAAGCAACUUUCUAAUUUACUCCUAAUAUCAAUUUUUUGAAAAAGAAGGCAUCUAAGCUAAUUGUUUGCUUCAGAACUCUGGACAGCACUUGUUCAUUGGUGGAUGAAUUUAUCCACCAAUCAGCAAGAACAACCCAGGUUGUUCACCAAAAAUGGGCCGGCAUCUAAACUUAUAUUCUUGCAUUUCAAACAAAGAUAGCAAAAGAAUGAAGACAAUUUUACAAUAGGAGUAAAUUAGAAAGUUGCUUAAAUUGCAUGCUCUAUCUGAAUCACAAAAGAAAAAUUUUGGGUUCAGUGUCCCUUUAAAGGGACAUUAAACCCAAAAAAUGUCUUUCAUGAUUCAGAUAGCGAAUACCAUUUUAAAAAAGUUUCCAAUUUACUUCUAUUAUCAAAUGUAUUUAAUUCUCAUGUAAUUCUUUGUUGAAGAGAUACCUAGGUAGGUAGUGUGCACAUGCCUGAAGCCCUAAAUGACAGGAAAUAGUGCUGCCAUCUAGUGCUCCUGCUAAUGUAUAACAUUGUUGCAAACUGCUGCCAUAUAGUGCCGCAAACACGUGCACACUCUUGAGCUUACAUUUCUACUUUUCAAAUAAGGAUAACAAGAAAACUAAGAAAAUAUGAUAAUAGAAGUAAAUUAGAAAGUUGUUUAAAAUUUGAUGUUCUAUCUAAAUCAUGAAAGAAAAAUAAUGGAUAUUAUGUCCCUUUAAGUAAAAUGUAACUUGUCUCAAGAGUGUGAGUUUUCAUUGUCAUAUUCUCAGUAAUUACAAGUACAAUAUUCAGCAUUAACAAUAAAUCCCUUUGAAUAAUACUGAAUUCAUUUGGUAAGAAACUGAGAAUUAGAUAUUGUUGUAUACAUAAUCAGUAAAAACAACCUGCAAUUUGGCAAAUAUAAAAAUAGUUACAAUACAGUACACAUGAAUCUUUUA